GAUAGCAAAAUGUGCCAUAUAUAUUGCUGCGACCGAGUGUGACCUACGCUGACACUCUGCUCAGUCAGCUGCCGGCUGGUAUUUUUUAUUGUUAUCGGCGCGGUCACGCUGUCACACACGUUCCACGACCCACGACCAAUUUCUGAGUUUUACUACCUUUUGCGGUUGCAUUUUUUGCUGUCUGGCACCCGCUGGAUUUAGACUGAAUCAUCCAUCCGCCCGGCUGGAGACCCUACUAUGAGCGCCAGCGAGGAGUUCCAGGGCUGGCUCAACGAGCAGCUGCGCCAGCUGAACACAGACGAGGGGGUUUUUGGCUCCUACAUUGUGGGCAUCCUCGAUGGCGAGGAGUCGGAAGAGGAGAAGGCGGAGGCCCUCGAGGGAAUUCUCAGUGAAACCGGAUCUGCCAACAUUGAUGAGCUGGUGGCCACCAUAAUGCAGAAAUGGCUCCACAGCCAUCCAGGUAACGACGAGCCGCCCAAGAAGGGCCUGGACAUUGAUGUGAACGGCCAGCUGGCCAAGCUGCUGGCCGCACAGAAGCUGCAGCAACCCGCCGCCAAAGAGCGUGAAUACACCGAGGAGGAGCGCCGCAUCAAGCAGCAGAUUCUGGCGCAGUAUUCAGAGGUUUUACACCCCACUCAAAUCCGAAACGAAUCCGUGCCACAUGUAAAUGCUUGUGCCUUUCAGACUGCCGUUCCUGGGGAUGACGAUGAGCACUCGGAGCCGGAGAGCGAGGAUGACAGCGGCGCUGUGGCCCGCAACACAAACAAGUCCGAUGUCCAGGCCUUGGCCAAGGAGAAGCGGGAGCAGGCGCGCCAGGACAGUGCGGCCAAGAAGCUUAAGGACAAGGAGGAUCGCGAGAAGCAGAAGCAGCUGCGCGAGGAGAAGAAGGAGAAGCGCAAGACCGUCAAGGGAGAGCGCCGUCGGUAGCCCGCCCACAAUCCGAGCCUCGAAAUCAGCAGUAGCAGCAGCAUCAGCAGGGAGGUGGGGGUGUGGUGUGUAGUAGCCCCCGCUAGAUACUAUACAUAUAUCUGAUAUAUCUGUACAUUAUAUAUAUAUACACUAACCGACUUUUUGUGACUUUGUGUUUGCAAUUGAAACGCCAAAGUUUGG
This is a messenger RNA of Drosophila obscura, 1110 nucleotides long. RefSeq names its product coiled-coil domain-containing protein 43. The transcript has 2 exons. The coding region runs from base 238 to 927 and encodes 229 amino acids. The record is from RefSeq and is a predicted model, not a curated record. Lineage: Eukaryota; Metazoa; Arthropoda; Insecta; Diptera; Drosophilidae.